Molecule: messenger RNA, 1506 nt
Organism: Drosophila serrata
Lineage: Eukaryota; Metazoa; Arthropoda; Insecta; Diptera; Drosophilidae
Source: RefSeq, a predicted model, not a curated record
AUCACCUCGUAAGUCAGAUGGUUUAGGGUUUUUUUCUCCAAGUGCAUUACAAUUGCACAUACACCGAAAGCAGCAUCUCAUCUUGACAGCUUCUGGGGGUUGUAUAAAAGCUGGCAAACUCACGUCUGAGUUCAUCAUUCGCUCCGGAGCCCUUAAAAAAAAUACAUUGCACAAAAUGGCAGCGGCACCCGAGUGGCUGACCCAUGAGUAUAUCGAGCACGCUCUGCGUUCCCACUACCAGGACGAGGGUCUGAUCAUAGCCCGACUGGAGAUUAAUCCGGCUCUGGGACCCGGCGAGAAUUACGGCGGAGUGCUGACCCGAGUAAGAGUAAACUUCAAGCUCUCAUCUCCCAAGGAGGAGGAGCACCUGCAAAACCUGAUCGUAAAGACAGAAAUCGAUGACGAUGAGCUGACCCAGGAGCUGAUGGCCCCAUACGAUAUUUACAACCGCGAGAUGACCAUUUACCAGGAGGUGCUGCCCAAGCUAAAGGAUCUUCUAAUUGAGAUUGGAGAUUCCGAAAAUAUAUUUCCCACAGCCAUCUUUGUGGAUCGUGAGCGCAUGGCCAUUAUCUUUGAGGAUCUCUCCGUUGCCGGUUACGUAAUGGCCGAUCGAGUGCGUCGCCUCAACGAGGAGCACACUCAUCUCAUCCUCCGCAAACUGGCCAAGUUCCAUGCGGCGUCGGCAGUGCUAAAUGAGCGGGAGAAGGGCUCCCUGGAGGGCUAUGACCGAGGCUUCUUUAACAAAUACACAAAUGCGUACAGUGGCUACUUUGUAGGUGGCCUUCUGGCAGCCGCCCGAUGGAUGAGCAAGGUGCCCAAGCUGGCCCACUACGGAGAGAAGUUAUUCGCCUUGGCACCCCACUACAUGGACAUUGGGAAGGAGUGCUUCACACCCACCGCUGGCCACGUGAAUGUCCUGGCCCACGGGGAUGUGUGGACCAACAAUGUGAUGUUCAAAUAUGACCAGGAGACGGGACGACCUGUGGACGUGCUACUCAUCGACUUUCAAUAUUCCUUCUGGGGCUCUCCCUGCAUUGAUCUGCAUCAUUUCUUCAACACCUCCCUGAAGGAGCCACUGCGUCGAGAACAGCAAAAUGGUCUGUUCCAGUUCUACCACAGUAUCUUCAGUGAGACGCUAAAGAAGCUCCACUAUAGCCAUAAUCCCAUUCCCAGUCUUCAUCAGUUCAAGCAGCAGGUGGAGCAGAAGCGUUUCUUCGCCAUGCACUCCACGGUGGUGGUCCAGCCCGUGAUGAUCAGCCAGGAUCCGACGGAUGCUUGCUUCAAUGCCUUAAUGAACGACGACGAGCGUGGCAUCCGCUUCAAGAAUCGAUUGUAUAACAAUCCCACAGUGCAGCAGAAUCUCCAGGCUCUGGUCCCAUUCUUCGAUAGGAAGGGGCUGCUGGAAGUGGACCAAACUUGCUAAGGGGGGCACAUGAGGAACAACAACAACUAAGAUAUUAAAUUUUCUGUUCAAAUAUAUUAAGUUUCGUGAUUUAGUUUAGUAAA